AUGCCACCUCCCGGCCCUCCUUCGAACCGAAACACCUUGCGAAAGGGUGAGGGGAACCAGCAGAAUUUGCCGGGCGCGCCGUCUCGCGAAUCAUCCCUCGUUCAACCACCGCAGCAAGGUCAGGGUCAACCACAGCCACCAACACCAGGGCUACAAUCGUUUGGAGCUAACGUUGUACCCGCAGGCUCUCAAGGACAACCAUAUCGGGGAGCGGCCAAGCCAGGACAGCCAGGCCAAGAAAUAGAUGUAGGCAGGGCAACACCACCUCCCCGUGCCCCUAAUGAUAUGACGGAUGAAGAGGUGCAGCAAUUGAUUAAAGAACAUGAAGUUCUCCGUGAGAAAUACCAGAAGGUGAAGCGGUACUUCUUUGAACAGCAGACCCAAGUGCAUCAGCUCCAGAACACCCUUGCACAUCAACGUCUGUCGCUCUCUCGUACGUCAUGGGACGAUUCCGAGUAUUCUACGCGUUUCAAUCGGCUGGACGGUCUUAUUGCUCAGCUGUCUUUCGCAAUUCGCAAGGAUUGGAAAGCAAUCCCGCAAUGGCUGCAACCCGUGGUCAACAAAACCGCGGUCGAAACAGGGAAACAAGAAAUGACUGCUGUCGGACGUGCUUUCAUCUCGUCUUGGCUGGUUGAUGAAAUUUUUGAGCGAGUAUUCCACCCAGACCUUGAGCCUGGGCUUUCCACCCAACUGAAAAUGAUUCAACUCAAUAUCCGGAAAUUUGCUCCCGCGUCACAAUCCGGCGAAGAGGAAGACGCCCUCGUUACUAAGGUUAUCAAUUGGCGAUUAGCCACUCUCGAAGGCCUCGCGGAGACUCUUCGUGCCCCCCAAUGUGCUACAAACCGACAACGUCUCACCGACCAGCUGAACGAGAAGCUUAUCGCUACUGUACAAAUGUAUCUCCAAGAUCCUGCUCCACCAGAUCUCGCGGGGGGUAUUCCCAUGAUUGUCGAGCUCGCUAUAAACAUAGCCCAGCAUGUUCCAUUGGAGAGCCGAGAAGUUCACAUCGAGUACUUCCACCCGGGCCACGGCCUUGUGCCUGAUUUCAUGAAAAUGGAAACGGGAAUUCCCGCUCUGACAAACCCCAUUCACGAUCCAAACGCCGAUGCAGACAAAGCAUCGCUCAAGAGCACGGCGUCUGACCUCCGCGACUCUGCCACUUCAUCGGUGACGGAGCAAGAGACGCAAGCAGCACAGGCUCAAGGUCAGCAAGGCCAGGGUAACAUCAACAACAAGGAUCUCGGCGACAACAGGGGCAAGCGAGGCAUGUUCGGCAGCCUGAUGGGUAAUCCCAAGAAGGGCCCAGCUCCUCCAGCUCAGCUUGGAAAGCAGCAGCCGACAGCUGGCGGCGCGGGAAGCAGCCAAGUGAGCCUCUCCCAGCAGCCUCCUGGAAGCUCCAACGGACCGAAGGAGGAGCAGAUCCCACCCAGGGUGCGAUUGGCUGUCGGUUUCGCCGUACAAAUCCGCGGCAAGAGUAUAUUGAUGAAGGCGCCCGUGUACAGCACAUAA
This is a messenger RNA of Mytilinidion resinicola, 1509 nucleotides long. RefSeq lists its product as uncharacterized. Lineage: Eukaryota; Fungi; Ascomycota; Dothideomycetes; Mytilinidiales; Mytilinidiaceae. The record is from RefSeq and is a predicted model, not a curated record. The coding region runs from base 1 to 1509 and encodes 502 amino acids. The transcript has 2 exons.